UUCUUGUUCUCCCUCGGAAAGCAAUCUCAAGCUGUAGGAUCGAUCGAACAGACGGUAAUAGGUUUGAUUUGUUUGAACGAAAGGCCUAGCCCGGGCGGAGUCGGCGACAACGGUGUCCAAGGAGCUCGCGGCAAAGGUCUGCCGCACGUGAUCUACUGCCGACUUUGGCGCUGGCCGGACUUGCAGUCGCAUCAGGAGCUGAGGGCGAUCGAGCACUGCGAGUACGCGUUCACGCAGAAGCGGGACGAGGUCUGCGUGAAUCCGUAUCACUAUCAACGAAUACAGACGCCAGUUUUGCCAGCCAUUCUCGUGCCGCGGCACAACCUAGCCGGGGACGAGUCCGUCCUCUACAACACCUCCCUCGAGGAGCUCAGCGUCAGCGUGCCGGAGAACACUAGCUUCCACGCGACGCUGAACCACCAGCAUCAUAAUCAACAGGGUAUACCGCAGUCUCCGCAGCAGCAGCAGCAACAACAGCAACAGCAGCAGCAACAGCAACAACAGCAGCAACAACAACAGCAGCAGCAGCAACAAGCAAACAAUCCGUAUCAAGGAAUGCAGAGUAUGCAAGCGACGAGUCCGGCGAGUGUGGGGAGCCUAGGAAGCGUUCAGGGUUCACCGCAUCCGGCGCCUGGAUCUAUGGAUCCUCCAGCGGACACACCACCUCCGGGAUAUAUAAGCGAGGAUGGUGACAACAUGGAUCACAACGACAACAUGUCUUUGUCGCGUUUGUCGCCGAGUCCAGUCGACGCGCAACCAGUUAUGUACUGCGAGCCUGCCUUCUGGUGUUCGAUAAGUUACUACGAACUGAAUACAAGAGUGGGCGAGACCUUCCACGCGUCACAACCGAGCAUCACGGUCGACGGAUUCACCGAUCCAAGCAACUCCGAGCGUUUCUGCCUGGGAUUAUUGUCGAACGUUAAUCGCAACACCGUCGUCGAGCAAACGAGACGGCACAUCGGCAAAGGAGCCAGACUUUAUUACAUUGGCGGGGAGGUGUUCGCGGAGUGUCUCUCCGAUUCGAGCAUAUUUGUCCAGAGUCCUAACUGUAACCAGCGUUACGGUUGGCAUCCGGCUACCGUUUGCAAAAUACCACCCGGCUGCAACUUGAAGAUCUUCAAUAAUCAAGAGUUCGCCGCAUUGUUGUCGCAGUCGGUAUCCCAAGGUUUCGAGGCGGUGUAUCAGCUGACUCGGAUGUGCACCAUCAGGAUGAGCUUCGUGAAAGGCUGGGGAGCGGCGUAUCGACGGCAAACCGUGACAUCGACUCCCUGUUGGAUCGAGCUGCAUUUAAACGGUCCGCUGCAAUGGCUGGAUAGGGUGUUGACGCAGAUGGGUUCGCCGCGUUUGCCCUGUUCCUCGAUGUCAUAAGAUUGUAUAUUUCUCUUCUUCCUGGAUGCGAAACAAAGAGAAACGAUUCGCGCGCUACCGUCGUCAUCAGCGUCAUCAUCGUCGUCGUCGAUUGGUUUUCCAUUUUACCCGCGAAUUAUACCGCUUUGUAUUCGAUUCAUCCGGGAUCGUCGCAGCCGCGCCGACACCGGCGACCGGCGAGAAUAAGGUGGACAGGAACGUUCGCGUUUUCGCCUCGACGAUGCGCGCGCGGUAACGCGAGAGCCCGACUUUGCGUUCAAACAUGUCAGGAGAACGUUCGAAGUAACGACCGCUCGGCCGAGUGCUCAAACAGAAGAAUACUAAAACGGAUGUUUCCUACGGUUGUGGGAAAGAACGGCAUGUAAAUAAACCAGUCACGCGUUUUAACGAAACACGGAAAACACGUUUUCCGACGAAACCGAUAGUGUG
Messenger RNA from Nomia melanderi (Alkali bee), 1797 nucleotides. The record is from RefSeq and is a predicted model, not a curated record. NCBI's taxonomy places the organism in Eukaryota, Metazoa, Arthropoda, Insecta, Hymenoptera, Halictidae.